Molecule: messenger RNA, 597 nt
Organism: Clonostachys byssicola
Lineage: Eukaryota; Fungi; Ascomycota; Sordariomycetes; Hypocreales; Bionectriaceae
Source: the annotation of a GenBank genome assembly
AUGUCUUUCCCAAACCCCAAUCUCUGCACUGAAAAGCUUACCCUUCGUCCCGCCGUCCCUUCCGAUGCGGCCCCUCUCGCAGCCAUUUUUGCAAGCCCUCUCAACACCCAAUAUGAACCUCACAAGCCAAGCAACACAACGGUAGAAGAAUACCAAGGCCGAAUCGCCAAAUGGGAAGACCUACGCGCUCGCGGUCAAGCUUACUUUCUCGUCAUAACUCGACGCCCAGCAACAGAGACGGGUUCUGCUUCACCACCUGCUAGUGACGUUAUCGGCUUCGGUGGCAUUAACGCCAUUUCUACGGACGCUCAGGGCAAGCGGAUUGCGGACUUGGGCGUGUUGAUUGACAGCUCCGAGUGGAGGAAGGGGUACGGGCGCGAAGCGUUGCAGGCUACGUUGGACUUUGCAUUCCGGAAGGUGGAGGCAGGAGGCGUCGAAUGCGACGAGGCUUUUUUUGAGACCUUGGCGGUGAAUACGCCGUUUCAAGGACUUGCUGAUCGGAUGGGGAUGGCGAAGUGGAAGCAGGUGAAGAGCGACGGAAAGGAGCUUGAAUAUAGGUUUAGUAAAAAGGAUUGGGAGGGAUUGAGGAAUAGCUGA